This is a messenger RNA of Trichoplax adhaerens, 597 nucleotides long. RefSeq lists its product as uncharacterized. Lineage: Eukaryota; Metazoa; Placozoa; Uniplacotomia; Trichoplacea; Trichoplacidae. The record is from RefSeq and is a predicted model, not a curated record. Gene Ontology annotation, molecular function: cysteine-type endopeptidase activity. The transcript has 2 exons. The annotation marks the transcript as partial. Gene Ontology annotation, biological process: proteolysis.
AUUCUUUAUGACAGGAAAUUUUUACCAGACUCAAAUUUGGAAGACAGAAGUGGCAGCCAUGUUGAUGUUGAAAAGCUGGACACUUUAUUUCGAAGUCUUGAUUAUAUCGUUGAAAUAUUUAACGAUUUUACUACGCAACAGAUUGAAGAUAAAAUUAAUUAUUAUUCCAAACAAAUCGAUCAUGGAAAUUAUGAUAGCUUUGUUUGCAUCUUUCUUAGCCAUGGAAUAUAUCGUUAUAUAUGUGGAAGCGAUGGCGCUGUUGAUCUUGAAAAGAUCUUUGCUCAGUUUCAAGGUCAUGAAUGUCCAACAUUAGCUGGUAAACCUAAAAUUUUUAUCAUUCAGGCUUGUCGAGGUAAAAAAUACGACCUUGGAGUAGAUAUUGUUGAUUCACCCCAUAGUGAAGAAAAUAACUCAGCUGUCGACAAAUUUGGAUAUAAACUACCAUCUGAGAGUGAUUUCCUUUUAGCUUACGCCACAACAAAUAAUUAUAAAGCGUUUCGAAAUAUGGAUCUUGGAUCCUGGUUUAUUCAGGAUUUAGUGACCAUCCUCACUAAAUAUCAUUCUCGUAUGGAUUUAUUGCGAAUGUUUACUCGUGUU